AUGGGAUGGGCCAAACGCAGGAUCAUACUCCUGUUCGGUUACGAAGCCACCUUUCCACGUCGCCACGGUGCCGGGAGGAGACCCGACACGGCUGCCGAGUCGUUGUCCACGUCGGAGAUGGGGGCCAGUGGGGGCCUGCGCGCCUAAUAAGCGGCUAGUCCGCGGCAGCUCGCGACAGAGGGUCUCUCCCUCUUUCACCCUCGGGCGGUCGUCUCGCGCAUUGCCUCGCUCUUUCCCCGCCGCAUGCGGUCGUAGCAUUGAUACAAACGCUUCGACCUUCGACAAUUGGCAGUAGCGUUAGGUCCGAAUCGAUCAGCUUGGAACGUGGUUCGGAUUCGGGGAGUCGAGCACCGCUUUGGAGGGCGCUCAGGUCGACUAGUCGAGGAGGAACUGCCAACACAUGGGCUUCCUGUGUCGAUGAUUCCCCACCUCGGAGCUUCAACCCGACGGGCACCGCACGGCCCAGUCAUCACAGAGGCUCGGACGCGACGUCGACUACCAUCGUAUCCAACGUCCACAGGCCGACAUGGGUCGAAAGACUACCGCCCGAGCUCGCACAUUUCCUAGGUCACAGACCUCCUACCAGGCGAGUUCGACCGGGAUCUUCCUCGGAUGCCAGAUCGGACAAGUUCUGACGCCGCGAUCCCCGCUCGUCCCUUCCCAUAAUAUUAGGCCCCUCUCCUCUCGCUUGUUGACACCCUUCGCAUUCCUCCCGAAGCAAGGCGAGAACAUCCUGAUCACAUGGGUGGGCUCAUUCGUCUCGAUCCUCAUCGCUUGCGCCUUGUCGUCUGUCUUUGCCUUCGAAUGGACCCAAGUGGCGAUUGGCUCGCUCGGUGCCACAGCCGUGCUGGUGUAUGGCGUUCCCGAAGGACCCCUAUCCCAACCUCGCGCACUCGUGGGCGGGCAUCUCUUGUCCGCUUUGACGGGAAGCAUAGUACGUCCCUUCCUAUCACAAGUUUCCUGGAUUAGGGAGCUAAGACCUGACCCCGAAAUCGACUCUCAUAGAUCGGUCUCCUCUUCUCCCUCUCUCUCCCAAAUGGUCGAAUGCCGACCUAGCCUCACGGAACGAGUUCUCAGGUCUCGUUUCCAUCGCAUUGGCUCUCACUGUUGCAACGAGUAUCUCAGUAAUGCAAUUGACCAAAACUGUGCAUCCACCAGGUGAGUUGGAAAGUUGAUGGCCGUGGACACAGCGAAUCACUGCUCAUGCUAAUGGAGCGGAAAACCUAUUUCCGGAUCGCUCGCUGGCAGGAGGUGCGACAGCUCGUAAGUCCCACCGGUACGCGCUUCAUUCUUGAGUCCUUCUCAUCGGACAUCAUCUCCUUUUUGAUUCGUUAGUCAUAGCCGUCACACAACCCAAGCGAUGGGCCUUUGUCCUGCUCAUCACCUCGACUGUCGCGCUGAUGGGUCUCUGGGGCAUGAUCAUCAACAAUCUCGGUCGAGGGAGACGAUACCCCGUUUAGUGAGUAGCGCAAUAUUCAUUUCUUCUUUGAGCGUCUCGAUAUUGACCCUGUCAGCUAUCGUUUUUUCAAGUUGGUGGGCUCCAGCCACAACAAGUACCGCACCUCCUUUGGUCGACAUGGGCACGAGUAAAACGGAUGAAACCGAACUCAAGGAAACACUUCCAACGGGGAUAAGUAUAGAGGAUGAUGAGGGAGGGGCCCGUUGGUUGGGCUCGGUGGGCGAAGAGCUGGAGAGUGAAGGGGAUGAGGAAGUCACGAGGGGGAGGAGCUCGACGGCUAGGAGGGGUUGA
Messenger RNA from Microbotryum saponariae, 1750 nucleotides. NCBI's taxonomy places the organism in Eukaryota, Fungi, Basidiomycota, Microbotryomycetes, Microbotryales, Microbotryaceae. The record is from the annotation of a GenBank genome assembly.